This is a messenger RNA of Striga asiatica, 1233 nucleotides long. NCBI's taxonomy places the organism in Eukaryota, Viridiplantae, Streptophyta, Magnoliopsida, Lamiales, Orobanchaceae. The record is from the annotation of a GenBank genome assembly.
CUGUCUGAAUCUGCUACGGUUGAUACCCUUAUUGUUGAGCAUUCAGGGAAGUGGAAUGUACCUUUGGUGCGGUCUAUUUUUCCUAACAUUGAAGCUGAUGCUAUUCUCUCCUUAGCUCUGCCACAAAAUCAUUUUGAAGACAAAUGGAUCUGGCAUUUCUCCAAGAACGGCAAAUUUUCUGUUCGUUCUGCAUAUUUCCAGCUUCUGAAUUCUCCUAUUUAUGCUUCGCACUUAGCUUCGAUAACACCUCAACCGUUGGGAGUCCGGGACCGUGUUUGGUGUAUGAUUUGGAAACUAAAGUUGCCCCAUCGAAUCCACCUUCUCGUGUGGCGAUUGUAUCUUAAUGUCCUACCAACCCCAGAUAAUCUAGCUUGUCGGAAUGUGACAUUCGACGGAACCUGCCCUUUAUGCUCAUCUGUUGCAUCUUCCAGCAUGCAUACUUUCUUUGACUGUAGCUUUACUCUUCAGGCGUUGCGCAUAGCUGGUCUUCUUGUUCUUGUUCGGCAGCUUCAGAAAGAAACAUGUGAAACUUGGUGUCGAAAUCUUUUGCUUCAUAUGACGAGUCCGCAUAUUGAAUUUUUGGUUGCAAUUUGGGACGGAAUUUGGCAAGCCAGAAAUGGAGUUAUUUUUCAACAGAGAACAGUCAGGCCGUGGAAUAUUGUGUUAAAUGCGAGUCGAACUGUGGCUGAAUUUGCAUCACAUUCUUUAAAUCCUGAAAUGCCUGAUCCCGCUUUGUCCUAUCUUCCUACCUCUGUUGUUCCCUCUGACGAUGCAACUAGAAUUUAUUUUGAUGGCUCGAUAUCUCCUAAUCGUGUUUGUGGAGGUUCAGGCGUCUUUGCCCGUUCUGCCAAUGGGGUGUUUUUACAAGCUCUGUCGCGCCGUUUUGAUGGAAUUGUUGAUGCAGACUUAGCCGAGGCUUUGGCAAUGCGGGAGGCGAUUCUCUUGGCUCAGAGAUUAAAUGUUCCGAAUGUGGCUGUCAUGGAAGAUUCUUCCUUGAUUGUUCAAGCUUCAUUUGGCUUAACUGAUGCCCCUUCGAGUUGUUCGCCGGUUAUUGAUGAUAUAGUUGCCUGUUUAUCUCAUUUGCCUUCUGUUAAAUUAUUUUGGAUUCCUCGUUCGGAGAAUGUUGUUGCCCAUUCUUUAGCUAGACAUGCAACUAGUUCAUCAUCCUCUAUCUCUGUAUGGAGUGAUCCUCCAAACUUUUUAUCUCAUUUGGUGCUGGACCAUUUCCAGUAA